Dujonia railenensis is the source of this 1359-nucleotide messenger RNA. Lineage: Eukaryota; Fungi; Ascomycota; Pichiomycetes; Serinales; Debaryomycetaceae. The record is from the annotation of a GenBank genome assembly.
AUGUUGUACUCACGCAUUGCUCUAUCUCUUAUAAUAUCAGUAUCGGUGACGGUAGCACUAGAACUCGACAUAGAAGACAAAGACUCUGUAUGCGCUGCAGCUGCAGCAAUAGUUCAAGGUGAAUGGAACUAUUACGACGCUUUCAACUAUGGAGGGGUCAUUGGUAAGUUCACAACACCAUACUAUUGGUGGCAGGCAGGUUUAUGCUUCGGAGGUAUGUUGCACUACUUUCAAGUGUGUGACCCAACGAAUUCUACACUUGAAAAGUUAAUCUUUGAUGGGAUGUACAUUCAAGCCGGAGAUGACUAUAACUACAUGCCAUCUAAUGAAACUUUCGUCGAAGGUAAUGAUGAUCAAGGUGUGUGGGGUCUAACUACAAUGGAAGCUGUGGAAAGAAACUUUACCAAUUCAGAAGAUCAUAGUUGGUUGGAAUUGACUCAAGCCAUUUAUAAUACAAUGAAUUCAAGAUGGGAUGAAACCAAUUGUGGGGGUGGCUUAAGAUGGCAGAUCUUCACUUGGAAUUCUGGUUAUGACUAUAAGAAUUCUAUUGCCAAUGGGUGUUUAUUUCAUAUCUCAGCUAGGCUUGCUAGAUACACGAAGAAUGAUACCUAUGUUGAAACAGCAGACAGGAUUUGGAAUUGGAUGAUUUCUGUUGGUUUUAUUGUAUAUGAAGAUGUUGAUGGAGGUGAAUUCAUAAUCUACGAUGGAGGAAACAUUCCCACUUGCAGUGAAAAGGUAACGAAGUUAAGGUGGAGUUAUAACUACGGAAUUUUCAUGGCUGGUUGUGCUUAUUUAUACAAUCACACUCAGAAUGAUACUUGGGCUGAAAGAGCACAGGAAAUUCUAACAGCCGGUAGUUACUUUUUUAAUGGCGAGAUAAUGACUGAGACAACAUGUCAACACGCCGGAACAUGUAACAACGAUCAAAGAUCAUUUAGAGCCAUAUGGGCAAGAUGUUUGUCGUUGACAUCCAUUUUAAUUCCUCAUUUGUAUGACGAUAUCAGGCCAUAUAUAGAGGAUAAUGCUGCUGCUGCUGCUGCUUCGUGCUCUGGUGGUUCUGAUGGGGUCACAUGUGGCCUCGAUUGGUCCGUUAAAAAGUGGGAUGGAAAGUAUGGCUUGGGUGAACAAAUGUCUGCAUUGGAAGUCAUUAUGGCAGUGUUAUCUAAGGUCGAGACUGCUCCAUACACCAGUACUAAUGGAGGAUCAUCUAAGGGUAACCCUGAAGCAGGAACAAACACCAAUACAGAAACGAAUAGAAAAUUGGUAACAAUAACAGGUAAGGAUAGAGCUGGUGCGGGCAUCCUUACCGCCCUUGUUCUUCUUAUCAUACUAGGAGGAGGUGUGUGGAUGAUUUUCUGA